CAUUUUAAUGCUUCGGUUCGUAUUUCUAGGUUAGAAAUUAAGUAUAAAACAACUCAGGAUGAAACUAUUGUUAUAGUUAGAACCAUGUCAUCGUUAAAAGAAUGUUUGAAAAUAGCUAACUCGAAAUUCUGUGCUUUUCAUAGUUGUACAAAUAACAGUUAUCGUUGCAGUGAUUUAAAAUUUUUUCGGUUUCCUAGAGCUUGUACCCGUGUAGCAUUUAAUAUUAUAGAAUCCAGUAAUAAACACAUAAAAAGCUGUCUCAAAUGUAAACGAUGUCAGAAGUGGAGUAUUAGUUGUAAAAUUUCGUCAGAUCUUGGUUUUAAAGCUCAUCGACUUUAUAUUUGCGGAAAACAUUUCAUUGAUGGUCAUCCCUCGAACAAGUAUCCAGAUCCAAUGCCAGCGGAAAUAAUUAACAGAAUGAGGAAGUUAAAAAAAAUUGAACAUUUGGCACUGAACAAUGGGAAAUUUUCAAAAGAUUUAUCCAGUUUAACGACAGAUUUGUCUUUCAUAAAUAGUAAACUAUCAUCUCUUCAUGAUAUCCGUGAUAUAGUAUCAACAACAACCGCAAUUUUAGAUGAAGUAUAUUCAAGAGUAGUGGCAGAAGGGCGAAGGUGUCAUGUAGCCACAAAUGCGUUGAAAAAAUUAAGCAAAAAGACCAGAGAAAAGGAAAUAUUUGAUAAAUUGAAGGUAUUGGAAAGUACCAUAACAGUUUUGGACUACAGGCUAACAACUUCUUUUGUUAUCACUUCUGAAGAUAGAGCUGUAUUCAAAGAAACGAAUUUAUCACAAGCUACCAGACUUGAAGAAAAAAAUAAGCGACUAAUAGAAAAAAAGGCGGAUCUGAUUAAGGAAAUUGAAGCUAAAAAAAAUAUUUUAGCUGCAGAAGAGAACACGAUUCAAAAUUUGUUUUAUUCUAAUGAUUCUUCAACUAUUAUAUUAAUUGUAGACGACGACGAUCAUAAGUGAAAUAAAUUAUUUUUUUAUCGUUAAUUUUAUAUUUUUUUAAUAUCGUGUAUAAAGCAGAAAACGUUUAUAUUCGUUAAAACCAAAUAAAAUUAUUCACAUUUU
Molecule: messenger RNA, 1068 nt
Organism: Diorhabda carinulata
Lineage: Eukaryota; Metazoa; Arthropoda; Insecta; Coleoptera; Chrysomelidae
Exons: 5
Coding region: 85-966 (293 amino acids)
Source: RefSeq, a predicted model, not a curated record